AUGCUGACGUCUGAUGGCAGUGUUGGUAGACAUGGAGGACUGGAGGAGGGCAUGGUAAAUGAGAUCCUACAGGGCCCGAUGAGAGAGAUUUUUCACAGCACUCAGCUCAUCAUUGACGUGUCCUGGGCAGUGGGCCGCUGGACGUUUGGCUCAGCCUACAGGGAACAGAUUGUGGACCAGUUGAAGAGGGCAGCAGAGCAUUGUGACUGGCAGCAAUGCUUUCUCAUUCACUCAAUGGUUGGAGGUGAUGGCCAGGGACUGGGCACCUGUGUGUUAAAACUUGACGUCAACACCUCCUCCUACAGCAGUGUCUUGGCCAUGCAGUAGCUCACCAGGCAUGCCGACUGUGUUCUCCUGGUGGAGAAUCAGUCAUUGGUAGACAUAGUGAACAARAUAAAGCACAUGCCCCACAGUGGAAUAGGUUCCACUGCCAUCGUCUCAGGCCAGGGAGGGGUCAGUGGAGCGGAGAAUGCCAUGAACAAUGUCGUAGCCAACCUGCUGCUCAAUAUCACCAGUUCAGCUCGUUUUGAAGGAUCACUCAACAUGGACCUGAAUGACAUGGACCUAGUUCCCUUCCCUCGACUGCACUACCUGGUGCCCAGUGUUACCCCUCUAUACACCCUGGCUGUUGUUAACAUCCCCACUAGGAGAUCUGCUCUCUUGCUGGACCAGAUGUUCACUGAUGCCUCCAGUAAAGACCACUACCUGGCCUGUGCCCUCAGACUGAGGCCCACACUGCCCUUUGUGUCGUGGAACCAGGAGGGAUGGAAGACAGGGAUGUGUUCUAUGCCCCCUGUGGAUCACUCCUUACUGGCCCUGUCCAACAACACCUGCAUCAAGCCCACCUUCAUAGAGCUCUGAGACCGCAUCACCAAGCUCUACACGAAGAAGGCUCACUUGCAUCACUACCUGCUUGUGGCCGGGAUGCAGCAGGGCUGCUUCAAUAAGGCCAUCUCCUCCCUCUCCUCCCUGAUAGAGGACUACAGUCAGCUGGAUGCCACCAAGGACAGACUAAUAGGCAGUAAGGCCAGGUCUGUGUUGGAGUCUGUAGGCAUUAAUAUGGAUGAGGCUCUAGGGUUGAUAUAG
Molecule: messenger RNA, 1086 nt
Organism: Salvelinus sp. IW2-2015
Lineage: Eukaryota; Metazoa; Chordata; Actinopteri; Salmoniformes; Salmonidae
Product: tubulin epsilon chain
Biological process (GO): mitotic cell cycle; microtubule cytoskeleton organization
Cellular component (GO): microtubule; cytoplasm
Molecular function (GO): GTP binding; structural constituent of cytoskeleton
Source: RefSeq, a predicted model, not a curated record